AUGUCUUUACGAUGUACGGCUUCCGCUUAUUCCGCUCUCGUUUCCACUUCACAUGGUGCAUCCAUAAGAUUGAGCAAUAAAAUAAAAAAUAAAGUAAACACGUUCGCUGCCUUAUCUGAUGGCUUUCAACGACGGUGGAAAGCUAGUGCUGUUGGCACACAUUCGCAACCCGUAUCAAUUCCGACUCUUCCUCCAUCCCUACGGACACACAAGAUUCCAAAUUCACCAGAAAUUACAUCCGAACCAGCCCCAGCUUACGACAGUUCUUUUGUAGGUUUAACUGGUGGACAAAUAUUUCAUGAAAUGAUGUUGCGUCACGGAGUAAAACAAGUAUUCGGUUAUCCAGGGGGCGCGAUUCUCCCGGUAUUCGAUGCUAUCUACAAUUCAGAACAUUUUGAUUUUGUACUUCCGAGGCACGAACAAGGUGCUGGUCAUAUGGCGGAAGGUUAUGCGAGAGCGAGUGGUAAACCUGGUAUCGUUCUUGUAACUUCUGGACCUGGCGCAACAAAUGUAGUGACUCCUAUGCAAGAUGCGUUAUCAGAUGGUACACCAUUAAUCGUGUUUUCUGGGCAAGUGCCUACAUCGGCCAUCGGAACAGACGCGUUUCAAGAAGCUGACGUCGUUGGUAUUAGUCGGGCUUGUACAAAGUGGAAUGUAAUGGUAAAAGAUGUUGCUGAUCUACCACGUCGCAUCACUGAAGCAUUCGAGAUCGCCACCACAGGACGUCCCGGACCUGUGCUUGUAGAUCUUCCAAAAGAUAUGACUGCAUCCAUACUUAGAAAACCGAUUCCCACGCAAUAUACACUCCCAUUCCGCGCAUUUAAUGACGCUCCUGCAUUAGCUUCUUCUAUGAUUGCUGGUCCAAUGAUUCGUCGUGCGGCUGAGUUGAUCAACAAGGCAAAACGUCCUCUCAUAUAUGCAGGUCAAGGAGUUCUUGCAUCAGAAGGUCCAAAAUACCUAAGAGAAAUUGCUUCUAUUGGUAACAUUCCAGUGACCACUACUCUCCAAGGACUCGGCGCAUUUGAUGAAUUGGAUCCUCGAAGUUUGCAUAUGUUGGGUAUGCAUGGCUCUGCCUAUGCUAACCUAGCAAUGCAAAAUGCUGAUGUCAUUGUUGCUUUGGGUGCAAGGUUUGAUGAUCGUGUGACUGGUCAUCUAGCACAUUUUGCACCGGAGGCGAAACAAGCAGCAAAAGAAGGAAGAGGCGGCAUUAUUCAUUUCGAAAUAAGUCCCAAAAACAUAAAUAAAGUUGUCCAGGCAACUUGUGCUAUUGAAGGUGAUGUGUCUGAUAACCUUAAUAGGAUUAUGCCAUUCAUUGAAUAUUCCGAACGUAAGGAUUGGUUUGAUCUCAUUGACAAAUGGAAGAAGAAGUAUCCUUGGACCUAUGCAAAACCAAAGGCCCCCAAUUUUAUAUUAAAACCACAACAAAUUAUUGAAGAGUUGGACCGUCAAACACAAGAUUACAAGGAAAACGUCAUCUUGACUACUGGUGUUGGGCAACAUCAAAUGUGGGCAGCACAGUUUUUUAGAUGGCGAUAUCCUAGAACUAUGAUUACUUCAGGUGGCUUAGGAACCAUGGGUUAUGGUCUGCCUUCAGCAAUUGGUGCAAAGGUUGCAAGUCCAGACAAGGUUGUUAUAGACAUCGAUGGAGAUGCAAGUUUCUGUAUGACUGGAAUGGAGCUGGCAACAGCCGCUGAAUACAAUAUCGGCGUAAAAGUGUUAAUUCUUAAUAAUGACUUUCAAGGGAUGGUGAAACAAUGGCAAGAUCUAUUUUAUGAAGAACGUUAUAGUCAGACCAGAAUGAAAAAUCCUGACUUUAUAAAAUUGGCGGAGUCCUUCGGCAUCAAAGCAAUAAGGAUACGCACAGAGGAAGAGAUACCAAGCAAGGUGGCAGAAUUCUUGGAGUAUAAUGAUGGACCGAUUGUAUGUGAGGUUAUCAUAGAAAAACAUGAACACGUAUAUCCCAUGGUGCCAGCCGGUAAAGCAUUAGGUGAUUUUAUUGUUCAUCCAGAUCUAAAAAAGGAUGAUUAA
Molecule: messenger RNA, 2028 nt
Organism: Acaulospora morrowiae
Lineage: Eukaryota; Fungi; Glomeromycota; Glomeromycetes; Diversisporales; Acaulosporaceae
Source: the annotation of a GenBank genome assembly